Messenger RNA from Sus scrofa (pig), 1969 nucleotides. Lineage: Eukaryota; Metazoa; Chordata; Mammalia; Artiodactyla; Suidae. The record is from RefSeq and is a predicted model, not a curated record.
UGGGUGGUCAAAUGCAGGGCUAAGGGCGAUGUCCCUUGUGCAGACUCAGGGUCUUAAUUGGUGCCCUUCCUGAAUGCCUGUCACCCGGCUCAGGAAGACUGCUGGGUUUCCCUCUUUGGGUUCUGCGUCACUUCUGGGACCUUGUCAGAAUCUAGGCUUUGCCAUCCACCUUUUCAUUGCUUCUGACAGACGAGAAAUAUACUGUCCCAUCCUGGCCUGUGUGCUUGUGACCUUCCGAGUGUUACCCCUGCUUGAGCCAUGUGGUGGUGUGGAUUGGUGGCCACUGGGCUCUCUGUGUGGUUUAGGGGUGUCUUUGCCUCCUUCUGAUAAAAGGCACACUGGUUUUAGCCCAGGUAUUUUCUUGUGCACAGGAGUCCAUUCAAUGUCUUGGUUACCAUGGGGGACAUCACUGGAGGUAUGAGGAGGUUUGUUCGGCUGAAGGCUCCAUGUCCCUGCACGUUGCAGGCUGGGAGGUGGCCAGGCCUUCUCCGGGGUCAUAGGAGCCACUUCUACUCCCUCCUGUCCUGCUACUGGGCACGCUCAUCGGCUCCUGGCUGCCCACCCACCCACCAUGCCCGAAGGAACCCAAGAAGCUCCUGCUGCUCCUGGAGGCCAUCUAGGAGAAGAGAGGGGGUGAAUCCCCGGCUGAAACACCCUGCACUACCCCUGCAGACACCGCAGCACCAACGACAAGAAACCGGGCACCGGUGGCCCCCAAUCACGUGCAGGAGGUGCGCCUGUACCGGGUGGAGUCCAUCAGCGAUCUACACAGCGGAGGUCCACUGUGCCCCUACCUGGCGGAAGAGGCGCAGCCAUGGGACGAGCUUCUGGGUAUCCUGCCUCCAUCACUGUGCGCCCAGACCGGCUGCAGCCCUGUGCACAGUCGCGGCGGCUUCCUGCUGCUGCUUGCGCUGCUGGUGCUCACCUGCCUGGCGCUCGCUGUCCUGGCAGUCUACCUGAGUGUGCUGCAGAGUGAGUCCCUCCGCGCACUGGUGCACACGCUGCGCGCGCAGGAAGAGGUGCUACUCAAGCUCCGGCUCGCCAGCCUCAGCCAGCUGCGGAGACUCAAUUUCAGUGAAACCCGAGCACCUAGCUGAGAAGCCCCUUGGACCUGGGGCCUGGGGGGGUAUUUGUAGGGGAGAUAAAGUGGUCGCUGACAGGUUUCUCCUCUCCCACUGCGACUUGACACUUCCUUGGUGAGGGUUUUGUAUGACCCUGAGGUGACCCCAAGGCUCCCUGCCUUUCUUGGCUUCUCAGGCUAGACCUAGCCAAGCAUUCUAAUGCCAAGCCCUGCUUUGGGUGGCCCAAGGUUAGGGGAAGCAACACCAGCCUCCUGGCUCCUCCUCUGGCCUCCUGCAGCUAGAGGUUCAGGAGUCUAGAAAUAGUUGCUCACCCCAGUCACCCAAACUGCCAGGCCCCCUGGUGGGGGUCCAGCCUCAGCUCUCAGAAAACAGGCUGGGCUCUGAGCAGGGGGAGGAAGGCCACUGGGGAGAGACUAUCUUGGAGGGCAAAGGGGAGCUGGAGAUAAGGAGGCCCAGCUGGGUCAAGCCUGGGUUAGUGGAGAGAGAGAGGGAGGUCAGGCACAAACAGCCAGAAGCCAGGGCCACAGAAGGCUGAGCACUGUUUAAUUAUCUCUAAUACCCUUUAAAAAUCAGCACAUAAAUCCAUUCCAGGUAGUCUCACUUCCCCACCUGUUGUAGUGGCAUGUGUCCAGAUCCCACCCCCUGGAAGUGGUUCAGCCCAGGGGAGCAAGACCUGAGAAAGGAAGGCACAGCCCUCUUCUGCCUGCCCCACAGCCCUGUGACAGGCUCACAGCUGGCCUGGCCUGAGACAGGGCAGGAAGAAGCCACAGGGCUGAGUGCAGGGGCAAAGUGCCAGGGUCCCAAACGGCCUGGCCUCUAGCCACCCAUACUCAUCUCUGUUUUUGGUUUUGUCAUUAAAAAAAUAAAGUGACAAUUCCUGGCAAGUA